AUGUUUCCCACUCGUGCCCUAUUGAAGCGGUCCGCAUGGAAGGGACCAAAUAUUGUACCUCUUCCGCUGCCAAAGACUAUUCCUCCUCCACCAGGAACACCAGCUAUCCGCACGCAGGCCAGAGCAGCUACCAUUCUGCCCAACUUUGUCGGAUUAAGAUUCGCAGUUCACACUGGAAAACUAUACCAGGAAGUUCUGAUUACCGAGGAGAUGGUUGGGAGAAAACUUGGAGAAUUUGCGCCGACUCGAAAACGAUUCACCUACCAACACUCAAAGAACAAGUAA
Nannizzia gypsea CBS 118893 is the source of this 285-nucleotide messenger RNA. RefSeq names its product mitochondrial 37S ribosomal protein RSM19. The transcript is spliced from 4 exons. Lineage: Eukaryota; Fungi; Ascomycota; Eurotiomycetes; Onygenales; Arthrodermataceae. Gene Ontology annotation, biological process: ribosomal small subunit assembly; translation. The coding region runs from base 1 to 285 and encodes 94 amino acids. Gene Ontology annotation, cellular component: ribosome; cytosolic small ribosomal subunit. Gene Ontology annotation, molecular function: RNA binding; structural constituent of ribosome. The record is from RefSeq and is a predicted model, not a curated record.